Messenger RNA from Molossus molossus (Pallas's mastiff bat), 5778 nucleotides. It is a transcript of the gene LCT, whose product is annotated as lactase. Bases 1 to 5778 code for a protein of 1925 amino acids. Gene Ontology annotation, biological process: carbohydrate metabolic process. The transcript is spliced from 18 exons. Gene Ontology annotation, molecular function: lactase activity. Lineage: Eukaryota; Metazoa; Chordata; Mammalia; Chiroptera; Molossidae. The record is from RefSeq and is a predicted model, not a curated record.
AUGGAGCUGACUUGGAAGUUAGUCUUCCCGGUUUUCCUAAGUUUUUCGUGCUGGGGAUGCGCCUGGGAACCCGACAGAAAUUUCAUUUUAGCGGCUGGUCCUCUGACCAACGACUUGCACGACCCGAGCGGUCCCCUGGGAAACCCGGGCGCUCACUGGGCGGCAGGGGACAAAGACAUGGACGCGUGUCGCCAGCCACUGCCCGCUUUCCUGCCAGAGUACUUGAGCAGUAUCCGUGCCAGGGAGGUCACUCACUACAAAGUGUUCCUGUCCUGGGCACAACUUCUCCCGGCGGGCAGCCCCGGGCGGCCCGACGGGCAGGCGGUGCGCUGCUACCGGCGGCUCCUCCGCGCCGUGCGCGCCGCGCGGCUCCAGCCCCUGGCGGUGCUGCAGCGCCGGGCGCCCCCCGCCGCCGCCCCGGGCCGCCGGCUCUUCGCCGACCUCUUCGCCGACUACGCCGCCUUCGCCUUCCACUCCUUCGGGGACUUGGUUGGAACCUGGUUCACUUUUAGUGACUUGGAGGAGGCGACAACGGAACUUCCCCACCAGAAAUCAAGAUCUCAUCUCCAGACCCUCGCUGACGCCCACAGAAGGGCCUAUGAGAUUUACCGCGAAAAAUACGCUUCUCAAGGCGGAAAGCUCUCUGUGGUCCUGCCCGCUGAUGCAGCCUCAGCGCUCCUGCGAGAACCCUCCGUGUCUUCCCUCGCCAAGGGCGCGGUUGAUUUCCUCUCUCUCGAUUUGUCUUAUGAUUGCCAGAGUCAGACAAGUUUGCUGCAGAAGCUGGGUGAAUUGCAGGCUAUUGAGCCAAAAGUGAAAGUUUUCAUCUUUAAUCUAAAACUCCAGCACUGCCCCUCCGCCAGGGAGAACCCAGCUGGGUUGCUCUUCAGCCUCUUCCAAGCCCUCAAGAAGAACCAAGUGCUCACCAUUGGGUUUGAUAUGAAUGUAUUCUUGAACUGUUCAUCAGAUUCUGAGAAAAGUGUGUCUUGCUCCCUGGCCGGCAGCCUGCCCCUUCAGGCCGCCGGGCCGCGGGGCUCCGAGCCUGCAGCCCGCUCCUCGGCCGGCUCUGCCUAUCGGAGAGUCUGGGAAGCAUUUGCCCACCAGCCCAGGGCAGAAAGGGACGCUUUCCUGCAGGACGUUUUCCCUGAAGGCUUCCUCUGGGGUGUCUCCACCGGAGCCUUUAACGUGGAAGGAGGCUGGGCUGAGGAUGGAAGAGGGGCAAGUGUCUGGGACCAACUCGGACCCCAGCAGGCCGCCAAGGGCCAAGCAGCACCAGGUGUGGCCAGCGACAGUUACCACAAGGUGGACUCUGACGUCUCCCUGCUUCGUGGCCUCCGGGCUCAGGUCUAUAAGUUCUCCAUCUCCUGGUCCCGCAUCUUCCCCACGGGGCGCGGGCACAGCCCCAACCUCCGGGGUGUCGCCUACUACAACAAGCUGAUCGACAGCCUGCUGGACUCUCACAUCCAGCCCAUGGCCACGCUGUUCCACUGGGACCUGCCUCAGGCCCUGCAGGCGCGAGGCGGGUGGCAGAACGAGAGUGUGGUGGACGCCUUCCUGGACUAUGCGGCCUUCUGCUUCUCUACCUUUGGGGACCGCGUGAAGCUGUGGGUGACCUUCCACGAGCCGUGGGUGAUGAGCUACGCGGGCUACGGCACCGGCCAGCACGCGCCAGGCAUCUCUGACCCAGGGGUGGCCUCUUUCAAGGUGGCUCACUUGGUCCUCAAGGCUCAUGCCAGAGCUUGGCAUCUCUACAACAGCCACCAUCGCCCACAGCAGCAGGGGCACGUGGGCAUCGUGCUGAACUCAGACUGGGCAGAGCCUCUAUCCCCAGAGAGGCCUGAGGACGUGAGAGCCUCCGAGCGCUUCUUGCACUUCAUGCUGGGCUGGUUUGCACACCCUAUCUUUGUGGAUGGAGACUACCCAGCUGCCCUGAGGGCCCAGAUUCAACAGGUAAACACACAGUGCUCCAGUCCUGUGGCCCAGCUGCCUGAAUUCACCGAAGCAGAGAAGCAGCUCCUGCAGGGCUCUGCUGAUUUCCUGGGUCUGUCCCAUUACACGUCCCGCCUCAUCAGCAAGGCCCAGCAGGACACCUGCGCCCCCAGCUACGAUGCCAUUGGAGGCUUCUCGCAGCACGUGGACCCUGCGUGGCCCCAGACCUCAUCCCCAUGGAUUCGUGUGGUGCCCUGGGGUAUAAGGAGGCUGUUGCGGUUUGUAUCCUUGGAAUACACAAGAGGAAAAGUUCCCAUCUACCUGGCUGGGAAUGGCGUUCCCAUAGGGGAAAGUGAAGAUCUCUUUGAUGAUUCCUUGAGAAUAGACUACUUCAAUCAGUAUAUCAACGAGGUGCUCAAGGCCGUCCAGAAGGACUCAGUGGACGUUCGCUCUUACAUUGCUCGCUCGCUCAUCGACGGCUUCGAGGGACCCUCUGGCUACAGCCAGAGGUUUGGGUUGUACCACGUCCAUUUCAACGACAGCAGCAAGCCAAGGACUCCCAGGAAAUCUGCCUAUUUUUUCACCAGCAUCAUUGAAAAGAAUGGUUUCCUCACCAAAAAAGUAAAAAGACUGCCACCAUCCAGUACAGCAAACUUCCCCCCUAAAAUCAGAGCCUUUACUUUUCCAUCUGAGGUGCCCUCCAAGGCUAAGGUCGUUUGGGAAAAGUUCUCCAACCAACCCAAGUUUGAAAGAGAUUUGUUUUACCACGGCACGUUCCGGGAUGACUUUCUGUGGGGCGUGUCCUCGUCAGCCUAUCAGGUUGAAGGGGCUUGGGACGCUCACGGCAAAGGCCCCAGCAUCUGGGAUAACUUCACCCACACACCAGGCAGCAACGUGAAAGACAACGCCACUGGAGACGUAGCCUGUGACAGCUAUAACCAACUGAACGCAGAUCUGAAUAUGCUUCGAGCUUUGAAGGUGAAGGCCUAUCGCUUCUCUAUCUCCUGGUCUCGGAUAUUCCCAACUGGGAGAAACAGUUCCAUCAACAGACAUGGUGUUGAUUAUUACAACAGGCUGAUCGAUGGCUUGGUAGAAAGCAACAUCUUUCCCAUGGUGACCCUGUUCCACUGGGACCUGCCCCAGGCCCUGCAAGACAUCGGAGGCUGGGAUAAUUCUUCCUUGAUUGAGUUGUUUAACAGCUAUGCAGACUUUUGUUUCCAGACUUUUGGUGACAGAGUCAAGUUCUGGAUGACCUUUAAUGAACCCACAUACCAGGCAUGGUUGGGUUAUGGCUCAGGGGAUUUCCCCCCAAAUGUGAAGGAUCCAGGCUGGGCGCCGUACAGGAUUGGCCAUGCACUCAUCAAAGCUCACGCCAGAGUCUAUCACACUUACGAUGAGAAGUACAGGCAAGAGCAGAAGGGGGUCGUCUCUUUGAGCCUCGGGGCACACUGGGCAGAGCCCAAGUCACCAGAGGUCCCCAGGGAUGUGGAGGCAGCUGACCGAAUGCUGCAGUUCUCACUGGGCUGGUUCGCCCACCCCAUCUUCAGAAACGGAGACUAUCCCGAUGCCAUGAAGUGGAAAGUGGGGAACAGGAGCGAACUGCAACACUUAGCCACGUCCCGCCUGCCGAGCUUCACCGAGGAAGAGAAGAGGUACGUCAGGGCCACAGCCGAUGUGUUCUGUCUCAACACCUACUCCACCAGAAUCGUGCGGCAUACAACACCCAGGCUAAAUCCACCCUCCUACGAAGACGACCAGGAGGCGGCUGAGGAGGAGGACCCUUCCUGGCCUUCCACAGCCCUGAGCAGAGCUGCACCCUGGGGGAUGCGAAGGCUGCUCAAUUGGAUCAAGGAAGAGUAUGGUGACAUCCCCAUUUACAUCACCGAGAACGGCGUGGGGCUGACCAAUCCGGACCUGGAAGACACCAGUCGGAUAUUUUAUCACAAAACCUACAUCAAUGAAGCUUUGAAAGCCCACAGGCUCGACGGCGUGGACCUCCGAGGGUACGCGGCGCGCUCCCUCAUGGACGGCUUUGAGUGGCUGCACGGUUACGCGGUCAGGUUCGGGCUGUACCACGUGGAUUUCAGCCAUAAGGACCGGCCCCGCACCGCAAGAGCCUCGGCCCGGCACUACGCCGCGGUGGCGGCCAGCAACGGCAUGCCGCGGGGCCCCGAGGGGCAGUUCCUGCACGGCCGCUUCCCCCAGGGCUUCGUCUGGAGCGCGGCUUCCGCGGCCUAUCAGAUCGAAGGUGCGUGGAGAGCAGAUGGCAAAGGACUCAGUAUUUGGGACACGUUUUCUCACACACCACUGAAGGUGGAGAAUAAUGACAUCGGAGACGUGACCUGUGACAGUUACCACAAAACUGCUGAGGACGUGGCCGCCCUGCGGAACCUGGGUGUGUCCCACUAUCGCUUCUCCAUCUCUUGGCCUCGCGUCCUCCCGGACGGAACCACCAGGCACAUCAAUGAAGCGGGCCUGCGCUACUACUCGCAGCUCAUUGACGCGCUGCUGGCUGCCAACAUCAAGCCCCAGGUGACCAUUUACCACUGGGACCUGCCCCAGGCCCUGCAGGAUGUCGGAGGCUGGGAGAAUGAGACCAUUGUACAGCGCUUCAGAGACUACGCCAAUGUGCUCUUCCAGAGGCUGGGGGACAAGGUGAAGUUUUGGAUCACGCUGAACGAGCCCUUUGUCGUUGCUCUCCAGGGCUAUGGCUACGGGACAGCCGCUCCAGGCAUCUCCUCCCGGCCUGGCACUGCCCCCUACACUGCUGGCCACAACCUAAUAAAGGCUCAUGCCGAGGCCUGGCACCUGUACAAUGACAUGUACCGCGCCAGUCAACGUGGCACGAUCUCCAUCACCAUCAACAGCGACUGGGCUGAGCCCAGAGACCCCUCCAACCAGGAGGACGUGGAGGCCGCCAGGAGAUACGUUCAGUUCAUGGGAGGCUGGUUUGCACAUCCUAUUUUCAAGAAUGGGGAUUACAACGCAGUGAUGAAGACUCGGAUUCGUGACAGAAGCUUGGCUGCAGGGCUCAGCAAGUCUCGGCUCCCGGAGUUCACGGAGAGGGAGAAGAGGAGGAUCAAUGGCACUUACGACUUCUUUGGGUUCAAUCACUACACCACUGUCCUGGCCUACAAUCUCGACUAUGACUCCAGGAACUCUUCCUUUGACGCAGACAGGGGAGUUGCCACCAUCACAGAUCGCUCUUGGCCAGACUCCGGCUCCUCCUGGCUGAAGAUGACACCUUUUGGCUUCAGGAGGAUCCUGAACUGGUUAAAGGAAGAGUACAACAACCCUCCGAUUUAUGUAACAGAGAACGGAGUGUCCCAACGGGGAGAAACAAACCUCAAUGACACCGCAAGGAUCUACUACCUCCGCAGCUAUAUCAAUGAGGCACUCAAAGCUGUGCAGGAUAAAGUGGACCUUCGAGGAUACACUGUUUGGAGUGUGAUGGACAACUUUGAGUGGGCCACAGGCUUCUCAGAGAGGUUUGGUCUCCAUUUUGUGAACUACACUGACCCUUCCCUGCCAAGGAUUCCCAAAGCAUCAGCCAAGCUCUACGCCUCUAUAACCCGGUGCAAUGGCUUCCCUGACCCAGAAGCAGGCCCACACCCUUGUCUCCAAGCAGAAGAUGCUGGACCCACCACCAGUCCCAAGAGAGAAGACGACAUUCAGUUCCUGGGCCUGGCACUGGGUACGACAGAAGCCCAGACAGCUUUGUACACACUCUUUUCUCUUGUGCUUCUUGGCAUCUGUGGUGUGGCAUUACUGUCAUACAAGUACUGUAAGAGCUCCAAGCAGGGAAAAACACAACCAGGCCAACAGGAGAUGAGCCCUAUUUCUUCAUUCUGA